Blepharisma stoltei is the source of this 1632-nucleotide messenger RNA. The record is from the annotation of a GenBank genome assembly. Lineage: Eukaryota; Ciliophora; Heterotrichea; Heterotrichida; Blepharismidae.
AUGAAGGUCAUCUUAAUUUGCUGUCUUUUCUUAUUUGCAGCGAGCCAUGAAAGUGACUAUCAGCAUCUGCUUCAUGGCAUCUUACAAGGUGCAGAGCUCAUCAGCCCAUCAUUUCAGUUAAAUUGCAAAAUAUCAAUUCCUCGCUUUCUCGAAGCCUACCAAUUUGAUGAAACUUGGGAAUCAAUCAUUUCUGAUGCAAUUUUAUAUUCAGAAUACUGCAAGUUCACCUCAGCAAAAGAAACCUUGCUGCAAUUUAAAUCUUCGGACUCACUCAUGACAAAGUCAUUUUCCAAGCUCAGCGAGGCCAUUGCAAGUGACAGAGUUGUCCCAUCAAGCAAUCUUAAUCAAUAUGGUGUCUCAAUCGGAGCUUUUCUUAAGCCUUAUUUUGCCUUACCCCCCCCCCCCUCCGUGAGCGAACAAAAAAAAUUUUGUUCACUCACGGAGGGGGGUUAAUUUUUUUUUUUAAAAAAAAUUUAUAUAUAAAUUUUAUAAAAAAAUAUUUUUUUCGAAAUUUAAAAAAAUCCUAAUUUGCAAAAAUUGGGAAGCAAAUAUUAAUUUAAUUUGCAAAAUUUAUGUUUUUAAAACGCAAUUUGUUUAAAAUUAAACAGAAUUAGCUCUAGAUUUCAUUAUACUAAUUAUCAAAAUUUUUUCCAUUAAAAUUUUUUCUAUUAAAAAAAAAUUUUUGUUCACUCACGGAGGGUGGGUUUUUGGUCAAAAAAUGGCGAUUUUUCUAAUGGUUUUGUUCGCUCACGGAGGGGGGGGGGGGAGUUAGCAUCUCCCACUGUCCUUGACUUCGAGUUCUCUGGAGAUAUUUCAGCUCUGACAUCAGGAAAAUAUCCAACAGCGAUUUUCCAUGGUCUGGGAGACUGUUGCUACUACCCUGGGGAUAUUGAGUUCACUGAUUACAUUCGUAAAAACGUUGGAACUUAUACACGAUGUGUCGAAAUUGGUGACGGGUCUGCUACCAGUUGGCUUGAAGCCUUCCAAUCUCAAGCUAAUGAAGGAUGCGAAAAGAUCAGAGCUGACCCAGAAUUUGCCAAUGGACUAAAUGUGAUUGGGCUAUCUCAAGGAGGGUUAAUAGCAAGAUCUAUUGCUGAAGAAUGUGGAAUGCCUGUGCAUGUCCUCGUUACUAUGGGCGGGCCACAUAUGGGAGUUGCAGCAAUGCCGAACUGUUUUAAUGGAUUUUACUGCGACAUUGUCAACGCUGCCAUUGAUAAAGACGUAUAUAGCAGCUUCUGCCAAAACCACCUCGGCCCUCCUGGCUACUUCAAAGAUCCAUAUAGAUACGACGCUUAUCUUAAAAACAGCAACUUUUUAGCAACCCUUAACAAUGAAAAAUCACUCAACACCACCUAUGUAACAGGGAUGCAGAAUUUAGAUAAUUUAGUCCUUGUUAAAUUUACAGAAGAUACUAUUGUAGACCCACCAGACAGCGAAUGGUUCGGAUACUUUGAAAAUGAUAGUCAUCAUCUUGUACCAAUGAACCAAACUACUGAUUUUCACCAAAAUUUAAUUGGCUUACAACAACUUUACGCUCAAGAAAAGAUGCAUUUUAUCCCUAUCCAAGGUAACCAUUUACAAUUUACUGAAGCCGAGUUCACUCAGCUGGUGUUGCCUUAUCUUUUACAAUAA